Molecule: messenger RNA, 3300 nt
Organism: Arachis stenosperma
Lineage: Eukaryota; Viridiplantae; Streptophyta; Magnoliopsida; Fabales; Fabaceae
Product: nodulation receptor kinase-like
Exons: 15
Coding region: 409-3189 (926 amino acids)
Biological process (GO): protein phosphorylation
Molecular function (GO): protein binding; ATP binding; protein kinase activity
Source: RefSeq, a predicted model, not a curated record
AUUAAUAAUUAACAAUGAAUGUAUACUAAUUCAAUCUCUCUAACUCAUCUUCCAUCUCUUUCCUAGCUCCUGCACAUUUCGGCCUUGAAGUCAAACCUACACAUUUGAGAGAAUCUUCUUUCUUCUUAAACUCUAUAUCCAAAUCCAAUUGAGCAAUUUUUCAAGGUGGCUCCAAAUUUUUAAUGAGGAGAUAAUGAAGUUAUUUGGUAUAGUUUUGAUGUAUAUGAUUAAGCAAUAAGGUUCUUUGUUCUAACUUUACCAUAAUUAAGUCCUACAAAGAUGUUGGUUUUCAAGACAGAUAAAGAAAUGCAAUUGAGAAGGAAUUUUAUGGUUCUUGGUGGUAGAUACCAAGUUAUUUGGCAAGGAUUCAAGGCUGAGAACACCAUGGGAUGAUCAUCAUUUACAUAGAUGAUGGAUUUACAAGAUUAUUGGAUAUUAAGAUUGGUUUUUGUUGUAUAUGUUCUUUGUGUCUACAUAUUUAUCAGAUCAGCUUCUGCAAGUGAAGGGUUUGAGAGCAUAGCAUGCUGUGCUGAUUCAAAUUAUACAGAUCCAGUGACCACCUUAAAUUACACAACAGAUUACAGUUCUUUCCCUGAUAAGAAAAGUUGCAGGCACCUAUCUGAAACCGUGUUACACCAAAUUAGAGACGAAAAUUUUCGAUUGUUUGAUAUAAAUGAGGGAAAGAGAUGUUACAAUUUGCCAACAACUCCUAACAAAGUGUAUCUGAUAAGGGGCACAUUUCCCUUUAAGAAUUCAUCAAAUUCUUUCUUUGAUGUUUCAGUAGGGGUAACUCAAUUAAGCAGAGUGAGAUCAUUCAGGUCUCAGGACUUAGAAAUAGAGGGAGCUUUCAGGGCCACACAAAACUUCACAGACUUCUGCUUAGUGAAAAGGGUGGGUAGUCCCUAUAUUUCGCAGCUCGAAUUAAGGCCACUUCAUGAAGAGUACCUGCAAGGUUUACCUGCUAGUCUUCUGAAACUGAUAACCAGAAAUAACCUUGGAGGCAACAUCAGUUUCAGGUACCCUGUUGACAAGAGUGAUAGAAUAUGGAAAGAAACUUCAAGUUCAUCAUCAUCAGCUCUUGCAUUAUCUUUAAACAUCACCAAUUUUGAUCCCAAAACUAGUAUCUUCCCUCCCCUGCAAGUCCUACAAACUGCUCUUACCCACUCUGAGAGGUUGGAGUUCAUCCACAAUGUCCUCAACACCACGGAUUAUGAAUAUCGCAUGUUUCUCUACUUCCUUGAAUCAAAUAGUACUCUCAAAGCAGGACAAAGAGUGUUUGACAUCUUUGUUAACAGUGAGAUCAAAGAGGGAAGAUUUGACAUAUUGAAUGGAGGGUCCAACUACAGAUACACUCUCUUAAAUGUAUCAGCAAAAGGAUCAUUGAACCUAACCUUGGCCAAGGCAUCUGGUUCCGAGAAUGGACCACUUCUGAAUGCUUAUGAGAUCAUGCAGGUACAUCCAUGGAUUGAAGGGACCAACCAAACAGAUGUGGAAGUGAUUAAAAAGGUAAGAGAACAGUUAUUGGUGCAAAACCAAGACAAUAAAGUGCUGAAGAGUUGGAGUGGAGACCCUUGUAUUCUUUCCCCAUGGCAUGGAAUAACAUGUGAUCAUUCAAGUGGUCCAUCUGUUAUCACUGAUUUGGAUCUUUCCUCCAGUGAUCUCAAAGGACCAAUUCCUUCCAGUGUCACUGAGAUGACCAACUUGAGAACACUGAACCUGAGCCACAAUAGCUUCACUGGUGAAAUCCCCUCCUCAUUUCCACUUUCUUCCUUGUUGACAUCAAUAGAUGUGAGUUACAAUGACUUAGAGGGAUCCCUUCCAGAAUCCAUUUCCUCACUGCCAAAUUUAAAAACACUAUAUUUUGGUUGCAAUGAACAUUUGAAGGAAGACAUUCCACCAAAAUUGAGCAGUUCACUAAUCCAGACAGAUGGCGGAAGAUGCAAGGAAGAAGACUCCAGACUUGAUCAAGUAGUGGUUAUUAGUGUGGUUACAUGUGGAUCACUAUUGAUUACUUUGGUUAUUGGAGUUAUUUUUGUUUGCUGUUAUAGACAUAAACUAAUUCCAUGGGAAGGAUUUGUUGGAAAGAGAUACCCAGUGACAACAAACUUAAUUUUCUCUUUGCCAAGCAAAGAUGACUUCUUCAUAAAGUCUGUGUCAAUUCAAGCAUUCACUUUGGAAUAUAUAGAGGAGGCAACAGAGAAGUACAAGACGUUGAUAGGUGAGGGAGGGUUUGGUCCAGUUUACCGGGGCAUGCUAGAUGAUGGUCAAGAAGUGGCAGUGAAAGUCCGGUCAGCCACGUCGACUCAGGGAACUCGAGAAUUUGACAAUGAGCUAAACUUACUCUCUGCAAUACAGCAUGAGAACCUUGUGCCUCUUAUUGGUUACUGCAAUGAAAAGGAUCAACAGAUUCUCGUGUACCCUUUUAUGUCCAAUGGCUCUUUGCAGAAUAGACUAUAUGGGGAACCAGCAAAGAGAAAAAUAUUAGACUGGCCAACUAGACUCUCAAUCGCACUUGGUGCAGCUCGAGGGUUGGCAUAUCUUCACACAUUUCCGGGACGUCCUGUAAUACACAGGGACAUAAAAUCUAGCAAUAUACUCCUGGAUCAUAGCAUGUGUGCAAAGGUUGCAGAUUUUGGGUUCUCAAAAUAUGCUCCACAGGAAGGAGACAGUAAUGUUUCACUUGAAGUAAGAGGAACUGCGGGCUAUUUGGAUCCAGAGUACUAUACAACCCAACAGCUAUCGGAAAAGAGUGAUGUCUUCAGCUUUGGUGUGGUCCUACUUGAAAUUGUGAGUGGUCGAGAACCUCUCGACAUAAAGAGGCCACGAAAUGAGUGGAGCUUGGUUGAAUGGGCUAAGCCAUACAUAAGAGCAUCAAAGAUAGAGGAAAUUGUGGAUCCUGGAAUCAAGGGAGGAUACCAUGCAGAAGCAAUGUGGAGAGUGGUGGAAGUGGCACUGCAAUGUAUUGAACCAUUCUCCGCGUACAGGCCAUGCAUGGAUGACAUUGUCCGUGAGUUGGAGGAUGCUCUGAUCAUAGAAAACAAUGCAUCGGAAUACAUGAAGUCCAUAGACAGCCUCGGAGGAUCGAACCGCUACUCUUUCGUCAUGGAUAAGAGGGUUCCGCCCUCUACUUCAUCUACUGCAGAAUCUACCAUCACAUCACAAACCUUGUCCCUCCCACAACCAAGAUAGUAGAAUGGGUCAAUGAAAUUUUUUAUGAUUCAUUGAUUAUUGGUUUAGCCAUUAUCUUAUUAUUCUGAAAUGGCAAACCAGAGAAUAUACUUGUGAAUGUACUUUCAUCCA